UUGAGGUAGUCAACGCUGUUCUGAUAGUUGUUCUCUCUGAAUAUGGUGAUCGAAAACUCAAACCAGUUGGAGAAAAUAGUCGAUUCUGCAUAUGAUAGAAAAGCUGAAGUGAAAGGGUUUGAUGAUUCAAAAGCUGGAGUUAAAGGUCUUGUAGAGCAUGGAGUUACAGAGAUCCCUCGCAUGUUCCAUUCUGUGAACUUGGAUAUUGAAAUCCCAGCCACUGAUUCAAACUUGAGAGUUCCCAUUAUAGAUCUCAAAGACAGAAACUCAACUCUGCAUGCAGAAGUGGUUGAGAAAAUUCGAAGGGCAUGCCAUGAGUGGGGAUUUUUCCAGGUGAUUAAUCAUGGAAUUCCUAUCAGUGUCUUGGAUGAGAUGAUUGAAGGAAUUCGUAGAUUUCAUGAACAAGACGCUGAGGUAAGAAAAGGGUUCUAUUCUAGAGAUGUGAAGAAAAAGGUUUUGUAUUAUUCCAACCUUAGCUUGUACAGUGGUCAAUCCGCUAAUUGGAGAGAUACUUUAGGUUUUGCUGUUGCUCCUGUUCCAGCUAAGCCUGAAGAACUACCAUCUGUAAGCAGGGAUAUUUUGAUUGAAUAUUCAAAGAAAAUAAGGGAUUUGGGUUUUACAAUCUUUGAAUUAUUGUCAGAGGCCUUGGGACUUGAUGCUUCUUACCUUAAAAAGUUGAACUGUGGUGAAGGGAUCUUUAUCUUGGGUCACUACUAUCCACAAUGCCCUGAACCUGAAUUAACUAUGGGCACUUCCAAACACACGGACGGUAACUUCAUGACUUUACUUCUACAAGAUCAACUUGGUGGUCUUCAAGUUCUUCAUCAGAAUCAAUGGAUCGAUGUUCCUCCUGUGCAUGGAGCUCUGGUUGUAAACAUGGGAGAUCUUCUGCAGCUUAUUACAAAUGACAGGUUUGUGAGUGUGUAUCACCGGGUCUUGUCAAAGAACACAGGUCCAAGAAUUUCUGUGGCAAGCUUCUUUGUAAAUUCAUCUGACCCAGUUGAGGGCACAUCAAAGGUGUAUGGUCCAAUUAAGGAACUGCUUUCAGAAGAAAACCCCCCUGUCUACAGAGACACUUCCAUAAAAGAUUACUUGGCACAUUAUUAUGCAAAGGGUCUUGAUGGGAACUCUUCCUUGGACCCCUUCAGGUUGUCCAUGAAAUAAGGAACUGAACUCUUAUUUAUGUGUAUCUUAUUGUAGUUUAUCUAAAUAAUUGUUGGAAAUUUAAGUGUUAACUAGAAUAUGAAUAAAGGAAUUAUUCAUGCUGAACUUUUCUAAAACUAACUUUGUAAUGUGUGUUGGAGGUGAAGAGCUUUUUAUUUAGCUAAUUGUUGAAGAGA
Molecule: messenger RNA, 1340 nt
Organism: Vigna umbellata (rice bean)
Lineage: Eukaryota; Viridiplantae; Streptophyta; Magnoliopsida; Fabales; Fabaceae
Product: 1-aminocyclopropane-1-carboxylate oxidase homolog 1-like
Source: RefSeq, a predicted model, not a curated record